AUGUCUACCACAGUGCCAGAGAAGGCACCAGAUGACUCCUCCAAGCUCAAGACAUUCCUCUCCAUUCUCCGAAAAUUUGUCGGUGUUGCUGAUAUUGCCUCGGUUCGAUUCUCUCUUCCAGCACAACUGCUGGAGCCUCGCCCCAACCUGGAAUACUGGCAUUACCUAGAUCGACCGGAGACCUUUGCGAGCAUUGGAAAGUCGGAUGAUGAGUUAGGUCGCAUGUUGGAGGUCUUGCGGUUCUGGUUCACCAAAGAUCUGAAAUAUAUCAAGGGGAAACCCUGCAAACCAUACAACUCAACCCUGGGCGAGUUCUUCCGUUGCUCAUGGGAAGUCAACGAUAACAUUCCAGAGCAAGCGAACGUCCCCGGGGUCAAUGCCUCGACCGUGACGGAUGGAGAUGAUAAAGUCAAGGUGUGCUAUCUGACAGAACAGACCUCCCACCACCCACCAGUCUCGGCCUUCUAUAUCGACUGCCCGGAGCGAGGCGUCUCCGCACGAGGGUUCGACCAAAUCAGCGCCAAGUUCACCGGCACAAGCAUUCGCGUCAGCCCCGGUCAGCACAAUCUCGGAAUCUUCGUCAACAUUGAGAAGCGCGACAACGAGGAAUACCAGUUGACCCAUCCAGAUGCUCAUCUGGGAGGCAUUCUGCGGGGUGCCCUCGCAAUCACAGUCGCCGACACAUGCUAUGUCACCUGUCCAAAGACGGGUCUCAAGGCGAUCCUACAAUACAUGGAGGAAGGGUGGAUUGGCCGAUCACAGAACAAGAUGGAGGGCGUGAUCUUCCGCUAUAAGGCGGACAAAGACACCGUCACAAGGAUCAAGGACGUGCCAGAAAAGGAUAUCGUUGCACGAAUCUCGGGCUCCUGGCAUGGCAAGAUAUACUUCACUCCCGUUGGCAGCAAAGAAGCUAGCCUACUCAUCGACAUCACCCCCCUGUUCCCCGUCACAAAGGAUCUACCACCAGCGGAAGAGCAGCUCUCAAACGAGUCAUUGAAAUUCUGGUCGGAGGUGACAGAUGCCAUUGUCGACAAGCAGUUCAGCCAGGCGACAAAACUCAAGCAGGAUAUCGAGGAACGACAACGGCAGCGGGCUGCAGAGCGUACUGAGAAGAGCAUCGAGUGGAACCCACGUUUCUUUACCGGAGCUGUGACGCCGCUAGGCAAACCCGAACUCACAGAAGAGGGACAGAAGGUCCUGGAGGGGAUUCGCGCCAACAAGUUCACUUUGACCGAAAGCACGAUGAAGGGUGCAUAA
Molecule: messenger RNA, 1257 nt
Organism: Penicillium salamii
Lineage: Eukaryota; Fungi; Ascomycota; Eurotiomycetes; Eurotiales; Aspergillaceae
Source: the annotation of a GenBank genome assembly